CAUUGUCCUCAUUUGCAAGUCGCUUUGGAUAAAAGCGUCUGCUAAAUGACUAAAUGUAAAUGUAAUGAAUCAAAAUGCAAUCAUAGAUGCAUACACCUUAAAUUAAAUCUUAAAAUGAUUUCAUUUGAUACCUUAUAUGCAAAUAAAUACAUAAAGAAAAGGGUAUUCCAGAUAUAUUGCAUUACUUUUGCCCAGUCAGAAAAUGAAUAAAAAUGGAAUAUUAUCGUUCCAUUAUCACGUAUUUAGUCAGAAGUGCUUUACAUUUCCUUUAAAUCAAAUUGCGUCUAGUCAGAACUGACUCAGGAGAUGUAAAUGUAAGUUAGAAGCUGCCUACUGUAGCUUCCAACAAAGUUUUCUUGCUUUUAACAUAACUGCGUCGUUUUGUUGUGGGCGUGGAUCUGUCUAAGUAACGGUGCGGGCCACACUUCGGGCUUUUCAGACAGAGAUCCUGCAAGAAGGAAAAAGAGCGUCAUGCCAGAGGGGUAAAAGCGGCAAGGUGGUCGAAUUCGCUUUCUCGGGUUGACUUAUUGAUCCGCAGUGAUCAGGCACUUCUGAUUAAUCAACAGUCCAUGCGCGCACGAAACGCUCGACUUUAACGCAGCAUAUGUUGAAUUUGAGUUGCAAAUCGCCGCGCGCAAUCGCUUUGUAAUCGUAUCUCGACUUUGGAAAAAAUUGCGUGCAAACCAACAAUGGCGCACGUCGUUGAUUCAGGGCCGAAAAAUGACUCGGACUCGGAAAAGAAGACUGAACCGUCCCGUGACAGCUCAUCGGGAGAAAUGUACGACCCUAAAACUAAAAUAUUUGAUGCCAAGGCGAUCUUAUGGACUUUUGGCAAAUGUCUCACUGCCUUGCUGCCCGUUUACCUGGCUGGUUACUAUCGGAUGAGCACUAGUUUAGUGGUGUUUGGGAUGGUGGUUUACGCAGGAUGGAAACACACUCGGGAGACCAAGGAGGCGAGACUGAAGUCUGCUGUAGAGUUAGUCAACGACGAACAAGAAUACAUAUCCUCCAAAUCAUUUAGAAGUAGAAGAGACCUGCCUUCUUGGGUCAACUUUCCAGAUGUGGAGAAGGUUGAAUGGCUCAACAAGGUUAUCCAGCAGGCCUGGCCAUUUAUUGGUCAGUAUUUGGAGAAGCUGCUGACGGAAACCAUUGCUCCAUCCAUCCGCGGCUCCAGCUCUCAUCUGCAGACGCUCAGCUUUACGAAGGUCGACUUUGGUGGCAAGCCUAUGAGGGUGGUUGGAGUGAAGGCUCAUACGGAAAAUGAGAAAGGUCAAAUUCUGCUAGACGUUUACAUCAGCUACGUGGGGGACGUCGAGAUAAAUGUGGAGGUGAAGAGGUAUUUCUGCAAGGCUGGUGUGAAGGGAAUACAGCUUCAUGGAAUGAUGCGUGUGAUUUUGGAGCCUCUGAUCGGUGACGUCCCAAUCGUGGGUGCUGUAACCAUGUUCUUCAUUCAAAGACCUAAACUGACCAUUAACUGGACCGGUUUGACCAACCUUCUGGACGUUCCAGGCCUCAAUGCGAUGUCAGAUACUAAGAUCAUGGACGCGAUCGCUUCAUUCCUGGUUCUGCCCAAUCGUCUCACUGUUCCUCUAGUGGCAGACCUGCAUGUUGCGCAGCUGCGGUGCCCUUUACCCAGGGGAGUUGUGCGGAUUCACCUGCUGGAGGCUGAUGGUUUGGCUUCGACGGAUAACUAUGUGAAGGGUGUGAUGGCGGGCAUGUCUGACCCAUACGCCCUGCUCAGAGUCGGGCCGCAAACCUUCAAAUCCCGCCAUCUGGACAACACACUCAAUCCCAAAUGGGAUGAAAUGUAUGAGGUCAUCGUUCAUGAGGUGCCUGGUCAGGAGCUAGAGGUGGAAAUGUUUGAUAAAGAUCCUGAUCAUGAUGAUUUCCUGGGCAGGACAAAAUUAGAUUUGGGGAUUGUGAAGAAAUCUAAAAUAGUGGAUGAGUGGUUCAACUUGAAAGACACCCCUACAGGACGGGUUCAUCUCAGACUUGAGUGGCUGACACUAGAAGCCAACACAGAAAGACUAGAAGAGGUUCUGAAGAGAAAUGAAAGUGUGGUGAGUCAAACAGCAAAGCCUCCCUCAGCAGCUAUCUUGGCAGUGUAUCUGGACAAGGCUGAGGCACUUCCUAUGAAGAAAGGCAAUAAGGUUCCCAAUCCAAUCGUUCAAAUCUCAAUGCAAGAUGUUACUCGUGACAGCCGGAUUUGCUGGAAUACCGUGAACCCCCAGUGGGAGGACGCUUUCACUUUCUUCAUCAGAGAUCCAAGCAAACAGGACAUUAGCGUACAGGUGAAGGAUAAUGACCGUGUUCAGGUUUUGGGAAGUCUGUCCAUUCCUGUUUCCCGUCUUCUCUCUUGCCAAGAUCUGACUUUGGAUGAAUGGUUUAAUCUGGAGAAUUCUGGUCCAGGAAGCCGCAUCCACAUCAACACAGUGCUCAGGGUGCUCUGGUUGGAUGAAGCCGCCGCAACUUCCUCUCUCCUCUCCAGUGACCCUCUUUCCAAGAGUUCUGCAUCACGUCCACAGAAGACGACGCCCCAUUCCAGCUUCGCCACUGAGGGGAUGCUGCGUAUCCACCUUGUGGAGGCUCAAAAUCUGGUCGCGAAGGACAACAUGAUGGGUGGGAUGGUGAAGGGCAAGAGCGACCCGUAUGUCAAGAUCCAAAUUGGAGGUGAAACCUUUAAGAGUCAAGUGAUGAAGGAGAACCUCAACCCCACCUGGAACGAGAUGUAUGAGGUGGUUUUGACGCAGCUUCCUGGUCAAGAGUUAACGCUGGAAGUUUUUGAUAAGGACAUGGACAUGAACGAUGACUUUAUGGGCAGGCUGAAGAUGAAUCUGAGUGACAUAAUCAGCUCUGAGUACAUUAAUGAAUGGUUUACUCUGAGCGACGUUAAGCGUGGCCGUGUUCAUCUCGCUCUGGAAUGGCUGCCCACUGUAACACAACCAGAGAAACUACAGCAGGUGUUGCAGUACCAGUCAAAGAGCUCUUACCUGAAUAAGACAGUGCCGACUGCGCUCUCCUGUUUGUGUAUGUGGAGCGCGGCGCAUGAGCUUCCUUUGAAGAAGAGGAGUGGAAAGGAGCCUAAAGUUGGAGCUGAGCUGAUUUUGAGGAGAACGUCUCAUAGAACCACGGUAUGUGAUCGCACCAGCUCUCCGCAGUGGGAUGAGGCAUUUCACUUCCUGGUUCAAGAUCCUUUGAAUGAAGACCUUGUUGUGAAGUUGACCCACAACUGGGACUUCUCUCUGGGAUUUGUGGUGAUUCCCGUCAGAGAGCUUCUCUCUGAGCCAGAUCUGAUGCUGGACCAGUGGCUGGAUCUGGAUGGAGCGUCACCCCAGAGUCAGAUUCUGCUCAGAGGUCAGCUGAAGUUGAGGAGAGUCACCACCAUCUACUGUCAGCAGGAACUUCCUCUGUGUCCAGUCCCAGGAAAAGGGAAGAAGUCCAAGAGGUCCCAGAAGUGUUCCAGUUCAGAGGACCUUCGACCCUUGCACACCAGCCCUGACCCCAGUGUUGUUGCUGAGUGCGUGCUCCGCUCCACCUGCUGGCAGCUGAAGAUCUGGUCGCAAAGGACAACGAUGGGAGGUGAUGGUGAAGGGGAAGAGCGACCCCUUUCAAGUGCCUUUGAGCAGCCCUUAGGCUCUGUGGUUCUACCAAUCAGAGAGCUGCUUUCAAAACCAGAUCUACUGAUGGACCAGUUGUUUAGUCUGAUGGAGCAGGUCCCGACAGUCAGAUUCUGCUGA
Messenger RNA from Cyprinus carpio (common carp), 3737 nucleotides. RefSeq names its product extended synaptotagmin-1-like (gene esyt1b). The record is from RefSeq and is a predicted model, not a curated record. NCBI's taxonomy places the organism in Eukaryota, Metazoa, Chordata, Actinopteri, Cypriniformes, Cyprinidae.